AUGAAAAUCAUUGAUUUUAAUUCAUUCACGAAUACAUAUAAUUCAUUCAUUAAUGUUUCAUAUGCUUCUAAAGAAGGUGAGCCAAAAACUAUCGAUAAAGCGGUGUAUGAAAUAAAAGCAUCAACGACGAAAUUGAAUUCGUUAACUUUUGACGGUGAUAGUUUCGUUAAUGACAUAACAUCGGGGAAAACAAUUUUAACGAAAGAAUAUUUAAAAUCUCAUGUUAGUGAGUUCGUUGAAAUUGAAAAAGAAGGUGGAAUUAAGUUCGAUCCACUGAAUUUCAUUUUCAGCUUAGCGAAUGCGGGUGUUAGUUUCGCUGAAUGGACAACUAUACAGAGUGAAAUAAAUGCAAUAUGGACGUUUUUGGGGUCAAAAGCGGGAAUGGGUGAGCUUGUAAAUGCUGCAAGAACAUUAGGUGAAACAGGAAAUUUUGUAGAUGGUUUUAAAAGACUUGUUUCAAAUGUUUUAACAAACACAAAGAAAUUAUUUAGAUAUACCGUACAUAACGGACGGAUUUUCGAACAGAUAGCAACAAACCCUCCGGUUAUGGCUGCGUUGAUGAUGGUUAGAGAUAUAAAACCACGUAACGACGGGAACGAAGAACAUGAACAACAGGAUACUGGUCGGGUUAUUCGAGACAUUAAAAACGUGUAUCCUGAAGUUAUUGAUUUAUUUAGAGGAGUUAAUGAUUCAAUUUCAAAACAUUCUAUAACCCUCGAUGAAGAGAAUAAAUUAACAGAUUAUAUAUUCGUCAUUAUUGCAGAAUUAAUGAAGAGAAUAAAUGAAAAAGGAAUUGGUGAUAUCAUUAAUGUCAGCGAUGUAAUGAUGAAAAGAAAUUUUGACUCAUUAUUUACAAAACCGAAAACAGAAUAUAGUCUUUAUGACGUAAUUACCGAAUUAAUGAAAAGAUUA
Messenger RNA from Trichomonas vaginalis G3, 912 nucleotides. RefSeq lists its product as uncharacterized. The record is from RefSeq and is a predicted model, not a curated record. The annotation marks the transcript as partial. The transcript has a single exon. NCBI's taxonomy places the organism in Eukaryota, Parabasalia, Trichomonadida, Trichomonadidae.